AUGGCUUUUGAAGAUCUCCUACCUGUAGUUGGAGAGAAGGGAAGAUUCCAAAUCCUUCAGGUCUUUUAUUUUGGUAUAAGUUACGUAUUUGUAGGUUGCCAUUAUCUGCUAGAGAACUUCACUGCCUUUGUACCUGAGCACAGGUGCUGGACUCCCUUGCUUGACAAUACCUCGGCUUUGCUCAAUGUCAGUGGGAAUCUUAAUUUUAGUUCCCUACUAAAGCUUUCCAUCCCCCUGGACUCCAAUGGGAAACUAGAGAAGUGUUGCCGAUUCUUCUGGCCACAGGGGCAGCCCUUGCUUGUAAAUGUCACAGGACAAAACCUGAGCCAGCUGGAGAUGCAGCCAUGUGUGGAUGGCUGGACCUAUGACCAAAGCAUCAUCACUUCUUCCAUUGUGACUGAGUGGGACCUGGUGUGUGACUUCCAGACAUUGAAGCCCUUGUCUCAAUCAGUAUUCCUUGCUGGGAUUCUGGUGGGAUAUCUCAUAUGGGGCUAUCUCUCAGACAGGUUUGGACGAAAACGUGUGCUGGCUCAAUGUUUCCUCCUGAUGGCUGUCUCCGGCACUGGGGCUGCCUUUGCCCCGUCAUUCCUGGUUUACUGUUGCUUUCGCUUCCUGCUUGGGUUUUCCUUAUCAGGAUUCACACUUGGCAGUGCAUCCCUUGUCUCAGAAUGGAACACGACCCAGUACAGGCCCCUGAAAACACUCAUGUUAAACUUGUGCCUCAGCCUGGGUCAUCUGUUUCUUGGGGCUCUGGCUUAUGGCAUCCAUGACUGGCGCAAACUCCAGCUGCUGGUAUCUGCUCCCUUCUUUGCCUUCUUCCUGACUGCUUGGUGGUUGCCAGAGUCUGCUAGAUGGUUGAUUGUCCACAACAAAUGUGAUGAUGCCUUAAAGGUGCUCAGACAAGUUGCAAAAAUCAAUGGAGUAAAGGAGGAGACCCUGACUGUGGAGGCUUUGAGUUCCACCAUGGAGAAGGAGCUGGCUGCAGAACAAACACAGUAUACCAUGUUGGAUGUGAUUCGCUUCCCCAUCCUGCGUAAAAGAAUCCUUUGUUUGUCAUUGUCAGGUUUCACAUCAGGGAUGCUUUUCUAUGGACUCUCUCUGGAUCUACACAGCUUGGGGCACAAUAUUCAAAUGCUCCAGGUUCUUUUGGGAACGUUCACCUUCCUAGGCAGGUUUGGGGCCUUGAUCAUCAUGAACUGUCUUGGUCGUCGAACAAUAAUGAUGGCUUCCUUCCUCCUUGCUGGACUCUUCAUACUUCCCAGUGCAUUUCUGCCUCAAGGAAUUUUGCUUGUGGUUUCAGCAAUACUAGCAAUCAGCUGUGUUGUGAUCUUCAUUUCCUGCAACAGUGUCUAUGCAACUGAGCUUGUACCCACAGUAGUCAGGAACAUGUCCUUGGGAUUCGUUCUCACAGUAGAUCGGAUUGGGGCAGUGCUGGCCCCACAGAUGAAAAUACUCAAACAAUACAUUCCAGCCAUGCCCCAGAUCAUCUUUGCAAUCAUGGCCAUCACUGCCAGCCUAGUUGUCUUCUUCCUCCCUGAAACCAGGAACAAGCCCAUGCCUGACACCAUCCAAGAUCUAGAAUAUGGACAUUCAAGAGAAGAAGCAAGACCAAGAGAUGAGGGUGACACCCUGGUGAAAAUUACCCACUUUUAGGAUUGUUCCAAGAUUAUGACUGGGAAGAAAAUGGCUGUAGUCCAACCUGGCUUU
This is a messenger RNA of Dromiciops gliroides (monito del monte), 1707 nucleotides long. Its product is annotated as steroid transmembrane transporter SLC22A24-like. The coding region runs from base 1 to 1653 and encodes 550 amino acids. Gene Ontology annotation, molecular function: transmembrane transporter activity. The record is from RefSeq and is a predicted model, not a curated record. Gene Ontology annotation, biological process: transmembrane transport. Gene Ontology annotation, cellular component: membrane. NCBI's taxonomy places the organism in Eukaryota, Metazoa, Chordata, Mammalia, Microbiotheria, Microbiotheriidae. The transcript is spliced from 10 exons.